This is a messenger RNA of Trichoderma breve, 1872 nucleotides long. Its product is annotated as FYVE zinc finger domain-containing protein. NCBI's taxonomy places the organism in Eukaryota, Fungi, Ascomycota, Sordariomycetes, Hypocreales, Hypocreaceae. Gene Ontology annotation, molecular function: metal ion binding. Bases 1 to 1872 code for a protein of 623 amino acids. The record is from RefSeq and is a predicted model, not a curated record. The transcript is spliced from 3 exons.
AUGGCUAGCCAGCAAGGUGGACCGAGCGCCCGAGCGCCCCAUGAUCAUGAUGCAAGGGAGGCGAGUCCCAGUGCGGAUGCGAUACUCGACGCACCAUAUUCGAGCGACGAAGAACCAAGUCCCCAUGGCCUCUCCUGUCGCUGGAGAACAUCGGAAUUCUACGACCAAGAGUGUUGCCGAUACUUCGACUGUCCCUCUCAUCUCGUUGAGAGGCGGCUUUCUGUCGAUGAUACCGGCGAACCCAGCCUUCCGAGAGAGAGCGUCGUCGAGGUGGCAGAAGCUCGACAAGGUAGCAUCUCCCCGAGGACUUCUAUCGAAGACGAGCAUCCGGUACCUGACCACGACGGCACCACGGCCGAGCCACAACAGAGAGACGACGAAACUCUGAUUGCUGAUACUUCAGCGCCACUAUCGAGCUUAUCAUCUGGGUUAGCUGCCGAGAGAGAGGCUGUGAGCGCGACGAGGGCUGCAUCAGCAGCGAAUCCCACAGCCCUCCCUGCCAGAACAUCGUCCUUACCGAUCCGCACUCGCGUUCCUUCUAGAAGCAUUGACUUGCAAUCUAGCGAUCCGUUGGGUAGUGAUAUCUGGGGCGAGUCCUCUGAUCACGGCGGUCGAGCAUUUACGGCCAGCGCAUCGGCAACGGAUUUGUCAGGCAGCAGCUCACCCAGAAUGUCUGCUCGGGAUCAGCUAUCUGCCGUGUAUGGCGCUGAUACGAAUGAAGGCAGCGGCUUACUUCAGUCACUGUUCGGACCACCUGAGCGCGAGCGCGAGCGUGAGCGUGAGCGCACAGGAUCAGUUGUUCUUCCUAGGUGGCAACCGGAUGCCGAGGUGACAUACUGCCCUAUUUGCCGCACUCAGUUUAGUAUCUUUGUGCGCAAACAUCAUUGCAGAAAAUGUGGGAGAGUCGUUUGCAACUCUUGCUCACCCCAUAGGAUCAUUAUUCCGCACCAAUUUAUUGUUAGAGCGCCUGGCUCAGAAGUACCGCUUCCCCCGGCACUGCUCUACGGCUCGGGUGCGAGCUAUGUCGAUAUGAAUGGACUCUCCGGGGGCGAGCGAGUGCGCCUCUGCAACCCGUGCGUCCCUGAUCCCAAUACUGCACCUCCACAAAGUCCAACUUCUCCUGCCCUUUCGCCGCGUGAGGCACGACGCAGGUCCCGGACCAGCCUAGGGGCCGGAUAUCCUGCUCCGCCUCCUGUAAAUCGAUACGGAGGAGUUUUUGCGGCUGGCCAGAGCAAUGAUCCUUAUCAGUUCUACACCUCUAGGACAAGGAGUAUCACCAUGGAUCCAACUGGACAAAGGGCAGGAGGUGCUUCGUCCUCUUCCUCCUCCUCACGUAGGCGCAGCGCCCAUUACGAAGUGGCAUCCAUUAAUCGGCUGAUGGCGGCUGGACCAUCGCCUUUCAGUAUGCCAAACCAGCACCAUAUCCAUCGACGUCGUUUAACUGGAGAGUCCGGGUCAUCGUCACGGCAGCGUGCUUUACCCCCUCCUCCACAGAUUGCGGAAGAGGAUGAGUGCCCCAUUUGCCACUUGGAGCUGCCAUCUCGGGAACUGCCGAAUUUUGAGGCUCUUCGAGAGUCGCAUAUUACUUCCUGUAUCCAAUCACACAGCACAUAUGGCAGUCCUCGUGGGGCAUCGGACGGCGCUGCACCGCUCCCCCCUCCCAGGCGCACUGGCAUGUAUACGUAUCCCGCCACGGAGAAGGACUGCAUUGAUGACGCAGAAUGCACCAUCUGCUUAGAGGAGUUUACCGUCGGCAUUCCCAUGGCGCGGCUUGAGUGCCUUUGUCGGUUUCACCGGUCUUGUAUUUCAGCCUGGUUUGUCAAUCAUCCGGGGAGAUGUCCCGUGCAUCAACACGACGGAUUCGGGUACUAG